UGGCCGAAAAUAACCAGAGCAACUUUCCGAAGGCGUGUACUUCCUCCAUCGAGAUGACUUCCUCUCAUGACUGCUUUCGCGUUGUAUUCUGGGUACCCUCCAUCGGUGUCCAGUUUGACUUUGGUUUGGUGAAGGGGGUUUGCGAGUGUGACGGUCUGAGCUACUGCUAAUCUAGUCAGUCAGCAUGGGUGCGACCAUGAUCAGUCCCGCAGCGACAGUUAAGGCUGAAGCAGUGAUGGUCCCCCAGUUUGGCGUUUCUCCACCCCAGGGCUGUCCAAUGCACCAAGAACCAAAACAAGCGGCUCCACCACCAGAAUGUCCCAUGCAUCAGGCGACCACUUCUAGUCCUACCCCUGCUGAAAUGACAACUCCCAAUCCUGGUCCGGCACAUCAGGAGAGAGCCUACGAGUUUGUUGAGUGCCCAAUGAAGGCAACAUCUGGACCCCGCCAAGGACUCGGUGACAUUGACCCUACCAACAUGAUGCCCCCACCAAACCAGAAACCAGCACCAGAUCAGCCUUUCCCUCUGAACGUUGUCAGGGAGGAGUCCAACAUCCCUCGAGCCGGGAGCGGCAAGAACUGGGUCUACCCCUCUGAGCAGAUGUUCUGGAAUGCCAUGCUGAGGAAAGGAUGGCGCUGGAAGGACGAUGAACUCGCUCCCCAGGACAUGAGCAACAUCAUUAAGAUCCACAAUCAAAACAAUGAGCAGGCAUGGCAGGAGAUUCUGAAGUGGGAAGCGCUGCAUGCAAAGGAAUGCCCUUGCGGACCCUCUCUGGUUCGCUUCGGAGGAAAAGCCAAAGAGUUCUCUCCGAGGGCACGCUUUCGCCACUGGAUGGGUCCUUGCAUCUGCAUCUGCGCAGGUACGAGUUGCCUUUCGACAGACACGACUGGAUUGUCAACCGCUGCGGACAAGAAGUGCGAUACGUGAUCGACUAUUACGACGGGGGCGAGGUGGACAAGGAGACCUAUCAGUUCACCAUCCUGGACGUCCGCCCGGCCUUUGACACUCUCGGCGCCGUGUGGGACCGCAUGAGGGUGGCGUGGUGGCGCUGGACCUCCUAAGUGUAGAUCGAAGUAAGCUCUCUGCUGUCCAAUCUUGAGAUGUGAAAGCCGAUAUUGAACCCCCCCAACAGGACAUGAAUCUAAAGGGUCGGCGAUGGUCGUUUCCAGGCAAACACACUGGUGGCUUUAAUUCUCGAUCCUAGGAAAAUGCAACUGGACGCAAAGACAUUUUUCAACCUGCCUAUACCACUGGAAGGGGAUGAGAAGGUGCAGAUUUUAUUCUCAUCUUCUGUCCCUCUGUUAUGGAGUCAUGUCUGCACUGUGUGCUGUGUUAAAAUGGGAAGGUGUAGCAUUCAUUUCCACUUCAUUUAUGUAGGUUCAUUUAAAGGGCUCUGGUUGAGAUCAGUAAUGGCAGAUUUUUUCCUUUUUGUCACCAAUAGAUGGUUCAAAUGGAGUUCUCAGAUCAUAUUAGACAUGGCUAGUGUAUUUGUUAAAAGCUGACGUGUCAUCAAAUAGCUAAUUGAAAGAAAUAUGCUUUGCUUAGUCACAGACUUUUAUAGUAUUAAGCUUCUAAUGUUAUUGUCAUAAUAAGAGAAAUCUUCCCAAUGGCUGUUAUUUAUUGCUUGCUACAACAUGUAAUUUUUAAUGAAAAUGUUUGAACUGUAGCAGGUGUCAUUCAGUUCAGAAAUUAACAGUGAGUUUCAGGUGAAACAUCUAUCAGUUGGUUAAUGGUUUAUUCUGAAAUAAGUAGUGAAUAAAUGUGCAUUUUUGAAUGUUUUUGGGCCCAAUAAAUGUUACUAUAAUUGGAAAAGAGCAGUAAGGGGUCUCGCACACUGCACUUAUAAAGUGGCGGUAUGUGUAGCGCUGAUUGACUGUUUUUCGAGUCCAAUAAAAGUCUUUUCUUCUUUUGUAGAAUUAUUGUGUCUUUUAGUUUUUUUUGCCCGUUAGACAUAGCAGUAGGGAAACUUGAAAUUAAUGCCCUUGUAGUAUUUUGCGUAGCAUUUAAUAGAUGGGAAGACCAUCUUGCGCACAUGAUUUGUGCAGUUAAAUUUUUCUUAAUCUUGGUAUGCAUGGCACUUUCCACAAGUUGGCCUAAUAGAUAUCCAUAUCAGUGACGGCACCAUGCCAGUGUGAAAUUUAAAAUAAAAAAUGUAUACCUGCAGUAGAAUAUUUAAUAUCCGUAUUUACGUCUAGUAAUGACAUUUUCAAGCAAAGAGUGAGCAUGAAAACUGCACCUUCCUCAAUGCCUGUCAUCGCACACAGUUACUUUGAUUUCAAAAAGCAUCUGGCCUUCAUAAAAAUAUUUUUCCUGGGAUGUUCACUGACAGUAGUAACUGCUUCACAUGCUUGCAUUACCAAUUCUGGCACGUUCAGUUCCCUGAUGCACCAAUUGGCCUCUUCAGUUGAAGUACACCCAACUGAUACUGGCGUUCCGGUGCAACUUGUUUCAACUAAAAUGUGGGAAAUGGCUCAUAAUGUGCAGGAGCAUAGUAAAGCCUCAUGUUGAGAUUAAGCAUCGGUCUUUGCAGGGUAAUUAUUUGUGUACUUUGAGCCUCUGGCGGUGAAUGUUUCAGUGUUGAAGCACUUCCGAUAUCUUGUAACUUAUUGUAUGGAGAAACAGCCCUGCCUGCUGGACAUUUUAGGUAGGUGAUCGUUAAAAAGGAUUUUCUUGGUGAAGGUUCAAAAUAAAAAGAAACCAUGAAGUCAAA
Messenger RNA from Anguilla anguilla (European eel), 2711 nucleotides. Its product is annotated as cytochrome c-type heme lyase. The record is from RefSeq and is a predicted model, not a curated record. Gene Ontology annotation, molecular function: holocytochrome-c synthase activity. The transcript is spliced from 7 exons. Bases 185 to 928 code for a protein of 247 amino acids. NCBI's taxonomy places the organism in Eukaryota, Metazoa, Chordata, Actinopteri, Anguilliformes, Anguillidae. Gene Ontology annotation, biological process: cytochrome c-heme linkage. Gene Ontology annotation, cellular component: mitochondrion.